Molecule: messenger RNA, 1527 nt
Organism: Exophiala bonariae
Lineage: Eukaryota; Fungi; Ascomycota; Eurotiomycetes; Chaetothyriales; Herpotrichiellaceae
Exons: 5
Coding region: 1-1527 (508 amino acids)
Biological process (GO): regulation of DNA-templated transcription
Molecular function (GO): zinc ion binding; DNA-binding transcription factor activity, RNA polymerase II-specific
Source: RefSeq, a predicted model, not a curated record
AUGGUUUACCCCGGUCAUCCAAGUCGGGGUUGUUUUGCAUGUCGUCGGAAAAAGGUCAAGUGUGAUGAGACAAAGCCACAGUGCAAUCGAUGUACCAGGGUUGGAAAAGUCUGUCCCGGGUAUAGAUCCGAAAGCGAGAUAUCGUUCAAGUACGUCAAAAUUCGUGAACGAGAUCACUCAGACGCUGCCAAUCACCAUACCAACCAAAACGAGGGGGCCUUGAUAUUGCCAAUCUAUGGCCCUCUAUCGGACGAUGAUUCAUCCUCGAGUCCAUCGCACAGAACGCGAGAGAGCUCAAGCGAAACUAUCGAUAUGCCGUUCUUCCAGCCAUUGCAGCAGCCGUGGACACACUUGGCGCUACCUUUGUUCAUCAACUUGUUCACAACAUCAUUGGGACGAGACUCUAAGCAAGGACUACUGACAUUCUUGCCCAGGCUAUAUCGUGGUUCGACCUCGGACUCACCCCUUCAGUUGGCUGUCAGUGCAGCCACAGAUGCGAACGCGGUGCGAAAAUUGACGGAUCAUGAAGCCAUAUUUCAAGCUCGUCGAAGCCAUGUUCAGGCACUAGUGGCAGUACAAAAAGCUAUCGAGAACCCCAAAACCGCGACAAAUGAUACCACGCUGUGCUCGCUGUUUAUUUUGACCCUUUUUGAAUAUAUCAGUGGGGACACGAUGAUUGCCCACGGAUCUCAUAUCGCAGGCUAUGAAGCAUUACUAGAUCUCAGAUCCCGUGAUAUUGACUCCGAGUCUCAAGAGUACGCAUUGGAUCUUGCAGUAGCGACACAAAUUGUGGUUAAGCAUAUGAGAACUCGUACUCUGCCUUCGCCUCGUACGAUUGAGAUCUUCGAAACCCUCAAUAAAUACGACCCGAGCACUGUGGUUGUGCAGAUUAACCUCAAGGUGAUCCAGUUCAACAAUUACAGCGAUACCGUGCUGGAACGCACUGAGCACACCGAGGUCGAGACCCAAGCGGUAGACUUACACGACCUGAUAAUGCUUGGAGAGCGAAUUGAUGACCAAGCCCAUAUCUGGCCAGGCACGGAUGAGUCUCUCUACCUUUAUCAGACAGUAAAUGCACCGCUUUCGGGCUGGGCUCGGCCAUUCUACGUCUAUGAGACACUGGCUGUUGCUAACGACUGGAACCUGGUCAGAUGUGCCAGAAUCUCCUUAUCGCUGUCAAUAAUAAAGUGCUGCCGGUCCCUGUUCAAGACAGGUUAUAUGCAUUUGGAAGCAGACAACGCUCUCCAAAGAGCAAAAUCGACAAUCACCACUAUGCUUGAAGACAUAGUGGCAAGUUUCCCAUACUGCCUUGGAAAAGGUGACGCCAAAUGGAAUCUACCUGUUUCGGGCAUUGGUACCAGUGGAUUUGCGCUGCUCUGGCCCAUUGGAGUACUUCUUCGAUGCGGAUACGCGACGCCAGAGCAAAUAGAAUCGGCGUUGCAGAUGCUUGACUAUAUUGGUGGUCCAUUGGGUCUUCAAAGAGCGAUUGUUCUCAAGCAAGCCUGGGCAAGCGGCGACUUUCGUUGA